This is a messenger RNA of Pyricularia oryzae 70-15, 1572 nucleotides long. RefSeq lists its product as uncharacterized. The coding region runs from base 94 to 1122 and encodes 342 amino acids. The record is from RefSeq and is a predicted model, not a curated record. The transcript has a single exon. NCBI's taxonomy places the organism in Eukaryota, Fungi, Ascomycota, Sordariomycetes, Magnaporthales, Pyriculariaceae.
GCGACAACAAACUCAAACACACACUCUCUGCAGCAUCCGGUCGAAACUCGAACUUUUUCAUUGUCAUUUCGAUAAAUUCCAGGCUUUGCAAACAUGGUCGAAAAGCCGCCAUCCAGCGCCCCGACGGGCCAACCGCAGUCGCAACAACGACAACAAAACCCACUACCAAACAGCGCGCAGUCACAGCAACAGCAGCCACAGGAACGACCACGAUCCCCGCCCCCACCACCGACGAGCCCCAUAUCACCCUCCACCCGCCUGCCGCCCGACAUCGCGCCCGCAGUCCCCGUUCCGACCGCGACCGGCAGCAGCACGCGCUACACCGCCGUGCCGUCCCCGUCGGCCGUGUCGUUUUUCGCCGCCAACCGCCCGGCCCUGACGCACCUGUCGCAGCCGGACCAGAAUGCGCCGCCCCCACCGUCGACGUCAUCAGCCCAGGCCCAGCCGCCGCUGGACGCUCCCCCGCCGCCUAGGCCGCUCGACUUUGACACCAACCCGGACGUCCUCGCGAUCAAGUCGGCCAUUUCAAUCCUGCAGAUCCAGCGCGCCCGCGCACAGGCCGACAUCGCCGCCCUGGGGCGCGCCAAGGACGCCGCGCUGCGUGAGCCCCUCGCUUUUGUGGAUGACCUGCGCGCCGGGAGGGUUUCCACUGCGCCUGAAGCGCCGACUCUUUUUGAUCCGUUUGCACCUCUGGAUGAGGACGGCGAUGAUUCCGAUUCCUCGUCCGAUGAGGAUGCAGCGGCGGCCGACGCCAGCGCCACAAAAGGCAAGCAACCUGCAGGAGCGGCGUCAAAACCUGCCAACCAGCGGGGCAAGGACCCGUCGCCGCCGUGGCGCAACCUUCCCAAGCCCCAGAACGUCGUGCGCUGCCCGCCGAUAAACUGGUCGCAGUAUGCCGUCGUCGGGGAGUCGCUUGACAAGCUGCAUAACGAGCAGGUUGCGCGUCCCAACCCCGGUGCCCCCGCCGUGAUGGGCGCAGGCGGCGUCUACGAGUUCAAGGGCGGCUCAUCCUCUCAGGCCGGAGCUCCCGGGCCGAGGUUCGUCGGCGUCUCUGCGCCCUACGACCCGCAGCGCGACAAGCUCGAGAAGAAGCCUAGAAAGACAAAAGGCACUGCGGUCUGAUGGGGGGUGAGAGAAGAUGUGUAUAAUUACCAGUCGGGGUUGUGGGUUCCCGGCUGGAGGUUUGGUUGCCUCUGACCAAAAUAUGAGAAUGAGUAUGACUGUCAUGUAUGAUUUUACAAGCGAAUGACUAGGUGUGCAUGGCUACGGAGUUUUUUUUUGGUUUUUAUACGCAUUUCCUGUAGAAAGACUUGAGCGACUAUACAUCAAGAUACGCAGGCCCACCGAGGACGUACUUUUGGGAGGCGGAAAAGGAAACAAAAUCCAGACAAUAGCAGAGUUGAUAUCCCUAGAACAGUCCAGGGAAAAUCAGCGAUGAAUAUCCCUGAGAUGUCAACAGACCUGGGUACAUUUCCGGCUUUCACGCAUUUCAUUAUCCAACCAAUGCUUGCGAAUUCCAACCAAGAAUAUACCGAAUUUGAUCAUCUGGUAGUAAAGGAAAAACAACUUGAG